This is a messenger RNA of Mercenaria mercenaria, 7354 nucleotides long. RefSeq names its product folylpolyglutamate synthase, mitochondrial-like. Gene Ontology annotation, molecular function: tetrahydrofolylpolyglutamate synthase activity; ATP binding. The record is from RefSeq and is a predicted model, not a curated record. Bases 103 to 1860 code for a protein of 585 amino acids. Gene Ontology annotation, biological process: tetrahydrofolylpolyglutamate biosynthetic process. The transcript is spliced from 13 exons. Gene Ontology annotation, cellular component: cytoplasm; cytosol; mitochondrion. NCBI's taxonomy places the organism in Eukaryota, Metazoa, Mollusca, Bivalvia, Venerida, Veneridae.
CUUGCUCUUGGCAUGAAACGAAAGCACGUUGAAAGACCGUGAUCAACGAAAUUAAUAAAAAUCACGGAUUUUAUGUACUUUUGUAUACAUUGAAAUAGUGCAAUGGUUCGCACAGUUACAUCAGCGGUUGUCAAGGGUGACAGCUCAAAAUAUGAGAUAUAUAGAAAGUUGUGGGAGGCAGUGAAGAAGUUAAACACCUUGCAGACCAAUGCGCAGACCUUGGAGAAAAUACGACAAGAAAGGGACAAAAGGGCCCAUCUCAACAUACCAAGAAUGUGGAAAUACGCAGAACGGAUUGGCAUACAGGAGAAAGAUGUGAACCGCCUCAAUGUCAUACAUGUCAGUGGUACAAAGGGUAAAGGCUCUACAUGUGCCUUCUGUGAGAGUUUGUUACGACACCAUGGUUACAAAACAGGAUUUUUCAGUUCACCACAUUUGGUUGAAGUAAGAGAAAGAUUUUCUGUGAAUGGUGUUCCAUUGGAGCGGGAGAAGUUUGCUUCAUACUUCUGGGAAGUUUACGAUAGACUGGAUAAGACAAAGGCCGAGCAUGAAGACUUGAUGCCAAACUAUUUUGGUUUCCUGACAGUAAUGGCCUUGCACGUAUUUCUGCAGGAACAGGUUGAUGUGGCUAUAAUGGAAGUUGGUAUAGGAGGACAAUAUGACUGCACAAACAUGGUCAGGAAUCCUGUGGUAUGUGGAGUUACCUCCCUUGGUCUAGAUCAUACUUCAAUACUGGGAACAAGCAUUGAUAAAAUAGCCUGGCAUAAAGCUGGAAUAUUCAAGGCACCCUUGUCAGUGUGUCCAGAUAUAAGUACAUAUAGCAGAGAUGUUAAGUUAGGGAUAAAGGGGUCAAUGCAGGCACUAAAUGCUUCCCUAAGUCUUCAGCUCUGUAACACAUGGAUACAGAAACUUAAAGAAAAACCUUCAUUGUGCAAAUCAAAUGAUGAUGAAGAUAAACAAUCAGUGCCUUCAGGAACAAUCUGUGAUAUCAAAAUAGCCGAGUCAUUCCCACUUACACAGCAACACUUGGCAGGUUUAGAACAAUGUCAGUGGCUGGGUAGGAACCAGACAAUCAAGGAACCAGGACUUACAUUUUAUUUGGAUGGUGCCCAUACUGUAGAAAGUAUUCAGCAAUGUGUUGAAUGGUUCUCUACAGAAGCAAAUUCAGAAAAGUCUCGUUCAAAACGUGGUGUGUACAGAGUAUUGAUAUUCAACACAACAGGUGAUCGCGAGACAACCAGUUUGCUCAGUCCUUUAUUGUGUUGUGAUUUUGAUGCAGUCCUGUUCUGUCCAAACAUUGCAUAUGAGAAUGCUAUGAGUGCUGAUCAAACAAACAACACAGUUACCAGGGAAGGUCAACUCAAGCGAUGUAUAACAAAUAAAGAGACUUGGGAGAAGCUCUUGAAUGAAUGUGAUGAAAUGUCUAAAAAUAGUAACUUAUGCAAUGGCAGUAGCUCUAAGUCUACAAAAGGACAUGCGCAAACAGAGACAGUAACUGCAGAAAAUGGUUUGCAUUCAAAAAACAGAAAAUUAGAAUCACACGCAUUACCAACCAUAUCACAUUGUUUAAACUGGGUGUGUAAAAGGCAAUGGAAGACUGGUGAAAAUGGAUAUAUGUCGCAAAAUCAUGUAAAUGGUGAAUUAAAUGGACAUGUGGCCAAUGGUUAUGAGGAAAAUCAUACGUGUGUAUCUGACAAUCUUGAAGACAGUCAUGGUUGUGUAAAUGGGACAUCAGAGAUAAACUUAGGGGCAGGAGAUAUAGGGGCAUUACAAUUGGGCCCGCAAAUUCAAGUCCUUGUGACGGGCAGUAUGCAUUUAGUGGGUGGGGCAUUGAGGGUGUUGUGGGAUAAACAGUCGUGAAUAUGCUUGUUAACUAUUUUACUGUCAAAUCAUAAACAUUAUUGCAGUCAGUUUUCCUGGUUGGGUCAGUUGGCAGUUUGAUAUCAUGCCCACUAAUCAGUACUUUUGACCAAAACCAUGAAUUUGUAUGCAAAUGAAAUUAAUUGACUUGACAGUAUGUGAUCUUGUUUUACCUCGGUAUGAGUGCAGUAUGUCAUAAAUAAGUUUAUUACAGUAUUUUCUUUUGCAGUAUGUCAUUAAUAAGUUUAUUACAGUAUUUUCUUUUCAUGUUACUUAAUUGCUUCAUCUUAAAGUAUUGAACAAACUUAUGAGAAAUUCAAUAUUAUCAAAACUUUGUUGUACCCCCCGACAACAAAGUUGUAAGGGGGGGUAUACUGGUUUCAGGUUGUCUGUCCGUCUGGUCGUCUGUCCGUAGACGCAAUCUUGUGCGCACCAUCUCUCCUUAUCCCCUUGACAGAAUUUAAUGAAACUUCACACAAGUGAUCAGUACCAACAGUAGUUGUGCAUGGGGCAUGUUAGGUUCUUUUAGAAAAAAAAUUUGCAGAGUUAUGGGACUUUGUUUUUUUGUUACUAUACUAUAUACAUAGACACAAUCUUGUGCGCACCAUCUCUCCUCAUUCCCUGGACACAAUUUAAUGAAACUUCACACAAGUGAUCAGUACCAACAGUAGUUGUGCAUGGGGCAUGUUAGGUUCUUUUAGAAAAAAAUUUUGCAGAGUUAUGGGACUUUGUUUUUUGUUACUAUACUAUAUACAUAGACACAAUCUUGGGCGCAGCAUCUCUCCUCAUCCCCUUGACACAAUUUAAUGAAACUUCACACAAGUGAUCAGUAACAACAGUAGUUGUGCAUGGGGCAUGUUAGGUUCUUUCAGAAAAUUUUUACCAGAGUUAUGGGACUUUGUUUUUUUGUUACUAUACUAUAGACAUAGACACAAUCUUGUUGGCACCAUCUCUCCUCAUCCCCUAGACACAAUUUAAUGAAACUUCACACAACUUAUCAGUACCAACAGUAGUUGUGCAUGGGGCAUGUUAGGUUCUUUCAGCGACAAAAAUUGCAGAGUUAUGGGACUUUGUUUCUUGUUAACAUACUAUGUACAUACAGUCUGCAUAUGCAAUCUUGUGCAUGCCUAAUCUACCAAACCCUUGCACACAAUUUAAUGAAACUUCACACAAGUGAUCAGUACCAACCCUAGUUGUGCAUGGGGCAUGUUACAUUCUUUUAGAUAAAUAUUCUGCAUAGUUAUGGGACUUUGUUUUUUGUUAGCUCACAUGUCACACAGUGACAGUGUGAGCUUUUGUGAUAGCGCAGCGUCCGUCGUCCGUCUGUGCGUGCGUGCGUCCGUGCGUAAACUUUUGCUUGUGACCACUCUAGAGGUCACAUUUUUCAUGGGAUCUUUAUGAAAGUUGGUCAGAAUGUUCAUCUUGGUGAUAUCUAGGUCAAGUUCGAAACUGGGUCAACUGCGCUCAAAAACUAGGUCAGUAGGUCUAAAAAUAGAAAAACCUUGUGACCUCUCUAAAGGCCAUAUUUUUCAAUGAAUCUUCAUGAAAGUUAGUCAGAAUGUUUACCUUGAUGAUAUUUAGGUCAAGUUCGAAACUGGGUCAGGUGCCAUCAAAAACUAGGUCAGUAGGUCAAAUAAUAGAAAAACCUUGUGACCUUUCUAGAGACCAUAGUUUUCAUGGGAUCUGUAUGAAAAUUGGUCUGAUUGUUCAUCUUGAUGAUAUCUAGGUCAAGUUCGAAACUGGGUCACGUGCUGUCCAAAACUAGGUCAGUAGGUCUAAAAAUAGAAAAACCUUGUGACCUCUCUAGAGGCCAUAUUUUUCAAUGGAUCUUCAUGAAAAUUGGUCAGAAUGUUCAUCUUGAUGAUAUCUAGGCCAAGUUCAAAACUGGGUCAGGUGCGGUCCAAAACUAGGUCAUUAGGUCUAAAAAUAGAAAAACCUUGUGACCUCCCUAGAGGCCAUAUAUUUCAAUGGAUCUUCAUGAAAAUUUGUCAGAAUGUUCAUCUUGAUAAUAUCUAGGCCAUGUUUGAAAGUGGGUCACGUGAGUGCAAAAACUAGGUCAUUAGGUCUAAAAAUAGAAAAACCUUGUGACCUCCCUAGAGGCCAUAUUUUUCAAUGGAUCUUCAUGAAAAUUGGUCAGAAUGUUCAUCUUGAUGAUAUCUAGGCCACAUUCGAAAGUGGGUCACGUGCGGUCAAAAACUAGGUCAGUAGGUCUAAAAAUAGAAAAACCUUGUGACCUCCCUAGAGGCCAUAUUUUUAAAUGGAUAUUCAUGAAAAUUAGUCAGAAUGUUCAUCUUGAUGAUAUCUAGGUCAGAUUCGAAAUUGGGUCACGUGCGGUCAAAAACUAGGUCAUUAGGUCUAAAAAUAGAAAAACCUUGUGACCGCUAUAGAGGCCAUAUUUUUCCAUGGAUCUUCAUGAAAGUUGGUCUGAAUGUUCACCUUGAUGAUAUCUAGGCCAAGUUCGAAAGUGGGUCACAUGCAUCAAAAACUAGGUCAUUAGGUCUAAAAAUAGAAAAACCUUGUGACCUCUCUAGAGGCCUUAUUUUUGAAUGGAUCUUCAUGAAAAUUAGUCAGAAUGUUCACCUUGAUGAUAUCUUGGUCAAGUUCGAAAGUGGAUGACGUGUGGUCAAAAACUAGGUCAUUAGGUCUAAAAAUAGAAAAACCUUGUGACCUCUCUAGAGGCCAUACUUUUCAUGAGAUCUUCAUGAAAAUUUGUCAGAAUGUUCAUCUUGAUGAUAUCUAGAUCAAGUUCGAAACUGGGUCACAUGCCUUUAAAAACUAGGUCAUUAGGUCAGAUAAUAGAAAAACUUUGUGACCUCUCUAGAGGUCAUAUUUUUCAAUGGAUCUUCGUGAAACUUGGUCAGAAUUUUUAUCUCAAUAUCUAGGUCAAUUUUUAAACUGGGUCGCAUGAGCUCAAAUACUAGGUCACUAUGUCAAAUAAUAGAAAAAAACGACGUCAUACUCAUUUCAAAACUGGGUCAUGUGGGGACAGGUGAGCGAUUCAGGACCAUCAUGGUCCUCUUGUUACUAUACUGUAUACAUACAGUCUAUAUACAUACAGUCCACAUAAUUAUGCAGUCUUGUGUGUGUCAAAUUGCAAUGUACUGUGUCAGUGCAUGCGGGGGGAACAUUCAUCACCUUUAGUGAUAGCUCUAGUUUAAAAUGUAUCCGGCAGAAUGAAAUUUUCUAAUCAUACAUGUCUGGAUCGGAAGAAUUUUUUUUUUGCAAAUAAAAGGGAUGAAAAUUUCCUGUUGAAACUGUUUCUGCUAAUUAUUGAAUAAGCACUACUUAACCUUUAAAUGAGGACAAUACUAGUUGGACUGAAAUUAGUCCGGAAUGUAUGAGAGAGGUGUAGAAAAUUUCUUUCCUUUGAAACCAAUUUUUCUCUCAAGAUUUUAUAGAUCAUGUAGAUUCACAAAACAAAAUCUCAUCACACAGGUAAUAUAGCCAUAAUGAUUUAUUUAUACUUUAGAAUUGGAAAUCUGAUAAUUUGUAAUGCAGUGACAUUUUGGCCAUAGCCACGAAAGGUUAUAACUGCCAUCAAAUUUAAAUGAUUUAUCAUCUUAGGCAUGCAAAAUGUAUUUCUAGUCAUUAACUCUUACCCCGCUAAAUUAUAAUGAAUUUGUCAAUCUUUCAAUUUGGACAGUUUCAUUAACUGUUAAAAGGGAUGCAUACCAAAAAGUUACAGACUGAAUGGCAAACAGUGCAGUUCAUCCGUGCAGUCUGAUCAUGAUCUGCACUGGUCGCAAAGGUAGAAUCAGUUGUGUUUAGCAUGAAUAGGGUUAAAUGCUUAAUUUAUAAGUAUCUUUGGGAAAUCAUAACAUAAUCGGGCUAAAAUAAAAUAGUAUAAACUAAACUAAAUAUAGAACAUGGUCAUCAGAUGUAAUUAGCUUUUCUAAAUGUAUAAUAAAUUGUGUACGUAGGGCUACAUUCUUAAGUAAAUGUUGUGCAGUAUCACUGGUUUGUUUGAAAAAAUAACUUAGAGUUUUGUUUGUGGAAGUACACAUUUAUAUUGUGUUUAGCCAUAUGUGUAUUAAGUGUGUAUUAUUUUAAACCUAAUGUAUAGUUCUGCUGAUAUACAUAAACUUGUUUAUUUUUUUGUUAACAUAAACUAUAUUUACCAGGUAGUCAUUAUUCCAUACCUCAUGUUUUUAUUUUGAUGUAAAUGAGAUGUGGAACCAAAAUUUGUAGUCCUGUUUGGUGCCAUAUAACCUAUACUGUGUUGGUGUGCCGUAAAACCCAAAUAAAUAAACAAAUUAUUCAUAUUUUCAGAUAUCAAAUAUUAAGAGUCUAGUAUACUUUUAAUACAUGUUGAAAUAAAAAGGUGCCUUAUUAAUGCAUUCAAGGAUUUUAGCAGGAUCUUGCGAUUGUUGUAUUUUAUUGUUACUGACUUACUGCACUCGUAACUAAGCAAUGUUUUUUUUACAAAGAUUGUGAUAUGCAGUAUAUUGUUGUGUGGGGGGAAUUUCUGUUUUAGCAAGUUUAUUUCAUAUUUCAGUAUUUUUGUUUAGUAUUUACCGGUGGUCUCUUCUUUGAUGAACAUUCUCUGGGAUGCUCUGUAUGACAUGUUGUGGGGACAAAUAAUACAGUUGGGUGAUAUAGUUUAUAGAAAACUCAUACAAGUGUACAGUACUGUUUUCAGGGACUAAAAUGAUGUAGUAUGGUGACAAGGCCACACCCGAGUCUUCAUAUUUUUUUACCUUCUGGUGUGCAUAAGUGUUAAGGGGAAAAUAAGUCCAAAAUUUAAAACUGUAGAAUAAGAUCUUGACAAAUGUGUACUAUUUGACUCUGUAAUUUUGGUGACUAGAUUUUAUUUUCAGAAUUUCCUCCUCAUUUACAAUACCUAUAACUUAAUAUCAUUUAGAACAUCUGUUAGAGUGUUUGUAGUAUCUUGAAUCGGCCAGGAGUAUUUUUAGAAGAUACUGUUUGGUAAAUUGUUAGCCUAUGGAGUGGAUAUUUUUAUUCUAUAUUCAAUAUAUACUAAAUGUAUUCUUUAUAUACCAAGUAAGAUUUUCUGUCAGUAACCCAAGUCUGAUAAAAAAUAAGAACAAAAAGCAGGAUAUUUUAAAACAAAACUGGUGUCUCAGAAUGAAUAUAAUGGGAGAAAUUCCAAAAUUAUUAUACUAUUGUUGUUGUUUUUUUUCUUAAAAAAAAGGAAGCCUUUUGACAUGUUCUAAGUGCAUAAGAGUGGUCUAAUGACUGUGGAGUGAUGUUCCAGCUACGUUAGAGUGACCUUUUGAUGGCUUUAAAGUGAUGUUUUCAUGUGUUGUCUAAUACUUUUAGCAAAAAUAUAUAUGGACAAUAAAAUAAAUACACCUUAUUAAUUGAAGAUAAUGAAGUCGAACUAAUAUGUGUUUGGUUAUCUAGUUAGAUGGAUACAAGAUGCAAUUGUAUUAAAUCUUUGUAAUUUGAUGGAUUGCUCAAAUGUUACAUUUUUAAGAAUGGCAAAUUUUUAUUGUGAAAUUUAAAAAAAAAGAAAUAAACAUUUUUGUCUACA